Molecule: messenger RNA, 738 nt
Organism: Miscanthus lutarioriparius
Lineage: Eukaryota; Viridiplantae; Streptophyta; Magnoliopsida; Poales; Poaceae
Source: the annotation of a GenBank genome assembly
AUGCCGGACCGGGAGGAAUCAAGAAGCCCGGCGUCAUCCGGGGCUUCCUCCUUACCGCCGCUGUCACCAGCUGAGACGGCCGCCAGGCGCAGCUCACCGGGAUGCGAGAAGCGAGCGCGUGAGCGUGACGGCGGGAAGCACCCGUCGUACCGCGGCGUCCGGAUGCGGGCGUGGGGGAAGUGGGUGUCGGAGAUCCGUGAGCCGCGCAAGAAGUCGCGCAUCUGGCUCGGCACGUUCCCGACGCCCGAGAUGGCGGCGCGCGCGCACGACGCCGCCGCGCUAGUGGUCAAGGGCCCUGCCGCCGUCCUCAACUUCCCGGAGAUGGCCACGGCGCUCCCUCGCCCAGCCUCCGCCGCGCCACGUGACGUCCAGGCUGCCGCGGCCCGCGCCGCCGCCAUGGAGCCAUCUAUGAUGCUUGGCCCCUCUGCCGCGACGACCGUCGCCGCAUUGCCCACCCCGGCGCUAGCCUCCAUGGAGGGGCAGCUGCAAGACGACGAGCUCGAGGCGAUCGUCGAGCUCCCGCGGCUCGACGAGGAUGCCGCCGAGCUGCUUGUGCCGCUCGGCACCGCGCCUUUCUCGUUCCACGACGACGCUACGCAAGCGUCUUGGCGCGACCCAGAGUGGAUCGACCAGGACGCUAUGGCGGCGGCGCACGAUGCCGACGAGCUGUUCGGAUUCGCGCCGGACGGCGACCACGGAUGGGCCCAGCCGGUUGGUACCCUCCUGUGGAACUUGUAA